UGGUGUCCUGCAGCUCCUUCCUUUAACACAGCCACAGGGGUGCCCCAGCUGUGACGCCAAGCUCCAGCCUCAAUGGUUCAUGUGGCAAUGGCAGGAGCAGUGCUCUGGGAUGGCUGCAAAGCCUGGCUGAGAAGCAGGGUCACUUUCAGAAUCAAAAUGGUUGAAGCAGACCGUCCUGGGAAGCUUUUCAUUGGGGGCCUGAACACAGAGACAAAUGAAAAAGCCCUUGAGGCUGUAUUCUGCAAAUAUGGACGCAUCGUGGAAGUCCUUUUGAUGAAAGAUCGUGAAACCAACAAGUCCAGAGGAUUCGCCUUUGUCACAUUUGAGAGUCCAGCAGAUGCAAAAGAUGCUGCCAGAGACAUGAAUGGGAAGUCAUUAGAUGGGAAAGCAAUUAAAGUGGAACAAGCAACCAAGCCAUCCUUUGAAAGUGGUGGGAGGCGUGGGCCGCCCCCCCCUCCACGAAGCAGAGGUCCUCCCAGGGGCCUUAGAGGUGGAAGAGGCGGCAGUGGCGCGAGAGGACCACCUUCAAGAGGGAGUCACUUGGGAUCUUCUCGAGGGCCACUUCCCAUGAAGAGAGGUCCACCUCCACGAAGUGGAGGCCCUCCACCUAAAAGAUCUGCACCUUCAGGACCAGUGCGUAGCAGUAGUAUGGGAGGAAGAGCUCCUGUGUCACGCGGAAGAGACAGUUACGGUGGUCCUCCACGCAGAGAACCGAUGCCAUCACGAAGGGAUGUCUACAUGUCUCCAAGAGAUGACGGCUACAGCACUAAAGAUGGUUACUCAAGCAGAGAUUAUCCCAGCUCCAGGGAUACGCGGGACUAUGCGCCACCUCCUCGGGACUACGCGUACCGUGAUUACGGUCACUCCAGUUCACGAGAUGAAUACCCCUCUAGGGGUUAUAGUCUUUCCUCCUAUAGUGAUCGUGAUGGAUACGGUGGUGGGCGUGACAGAGACUACUCGGAUCAUCCAAGUGGAGGCUCCUACAGAGAUUCAUAUGAUAGUUAUGGUAACUCACGUAGUGCUCCACCUGCACGAGGGCCCCCGCCAUCUUAUGGUGGAAGCAGUCGCUAUGACGAUUACGGCAGCACACGAGAUGGAUAUGGAAGCCGAGAAAGUUACUCAAGCAGCAGAAGUGAUGUCUACUCAAGUGGCCGUGAUCGUGUUGGAAGACAAGACAGGGGUCUUCCCCCAUCCAUGGAAAGGGGCUAUCCACCUCCUCGUGAUUCUUACAGUAGUUCAAGCCGCGGAGCACCCAGAGGUGGUGGCCGUGGUGGAAGCAGAUCCGAUAGAGGUGGAGGCAGGAGCAGAUACUAAAAAUACUCUUUAAACUUUUGGACCAAGACAAAUUACUUCGCAAACAAAAACAGCAAAGUGGAAGUUGUUCUAUCUUUACUACCAGAGGACUACUAAAAGGAAAAGUUGUUUUUACCUUUUUUUAUUGUUGCCUGUUAAGUUUUCCCCUCCAUGACUUAUGCUUUUGUGAGGAAAAGUUAAACCCGUGUUUAAUUUCAUUUCAAAAUUGUUAACAUUUCUUUCAAAAAGCAGAUGUUAAAUGUAUAAAACUUGAGCUGUGUACUAGUGUUGUAAUUUUCCAAGUAAAGUUUCCCUGAAAUGCCACACUUCCCAUCUGAUUUUCCUCAUGAAUGGAACAAGCAGUUCAUAAGAGCUUCCACACAACAUCCAGCCAUCUAACAUGGAGAUGGAUUGUUCUACAUGUUCAGCAUCUCAUUCUUAAACAAAGUAUUGCUUGUGUUGGAGGGUGGUGGGGCUGUUCCACACAGAGUUCAGUUGUGCCUAGAAUUUGAAGUCACAGUGUUCUCAGUACAAAAUACCUUCAGAUCCUUGUGUAAAGAGAAAAAUAGAGGAUAUCAUUCACUUAACCCGAAAAAGCAAGUGGAUAAUGCUAUUUUCUGCCUUCCUACUGUUUCAUGGGGAGUUUGAAAGGAUCUCCCUUCCAAAUGAAUCUCAUGUACAUGUAAGUCAGCUCCAGAAUACUGUAACAAUAAAACCCCUUGACCAGUUCCAUCAAAGAAGCUACAAAACGAUGCUUGCUCAUACUGUUUCCAAUUUUUGCAACUCUGUAGUGUUUCACUUUUAAAGGAACAUCUUUGAUUCCAAAGGAGAAAAUAAGAUAAGCACAGAAGUCUUUCUCUCCAACUUCUCAAAGGCUUAUGGCUUCCUAAAAACAAGUGAAUCUUUCAGCAUUCCACAGCUGAUUUAAAGCAUCAAAUGCCUGUGAAACAGCAAAGAUGGUAAGCAAAGCAAACUAGUUUUUCCAGUCUAAGUCAAAAUUGAACCAAGUUAUCUUCCUCUAGUACAGUAAAGCCAAGCUGCACGUCAUGGCAAUGGAAAUGCUGUCUAGAUUUAAAAAAAAAAAAAAAAGGAAAAGAAAUACUUCAAUAUAUUAAGAGUUCUCCAAAUUCAACAUUUCUUCUUGGAUAAAAGCAUUUAAUGGCACCAGUUUUGAAACUAAAGCUGUAAUGCAGCUCAUUGUAGACAGAAUAUUGUCAGGUAGGGUUGGGAGGGGGUAUUUUGUGCCCAGUAUCUUACAGUGAAGAUGCUUAAAGAGGCUGCAUAUACUGUAUUAUAACAAAAUUAAAGCUUUGUGAAAUCAGGAAUUUGUUUAGCUUGCCAAAUAGCAGAGUUUGAAGUGAGCCAUUGCAAACUUUAGUUGGAUGCCUGAAUCUCUGUACUUUGACACUGCGUUUUAGGGAUAACUAGUACAUGUGGCAGAACCUGUGGCAAGUUGCUCUGACUCAGGUAAAGCCAUGAAGUUCAAAAGAUGCUCUUGAAUAUAGUAGACAUGAAGACCUCCAACUAAAACCACACACCCAAAAGCUUUGUACUACUGUUUAGACCUCAGUAAAUUUUUGUCGUUCAACUUAUGGAUUUAACAUGGCAGUGCACCAUUGACAAGGAAUGAGAAUCCAUAAGCCAUGCAACCUGUCACUAUGCCAUUCCAGUCCAUUCCAAGCCAGUGAAUCCUCCACCACUUAGAAGAGAAGUAGUAAAACUUGCAACAGAAUAAUGUGCAAACCCAAGCUUGUGACUGUUUUGAAAUGGUGGUGGGGGGGAGCACUGUAUGUUGGCUCAUGCUGUAAAAUGUACUUCUCUUAGUUUGUUGUAUCCUCUCUUGAUUGCAGGGUGAUAACUUCUAGAAGAUAACCACUGAGGUAACGCUGGUUCAUCUGUGCUGAUGGCAGAGAUGAUGGUGCCUGUACCAAAACAUAAGUUACAGUGACCAGAAGAAGGCAGUGCAGCAGUGGGUAUGCAGUGAAAAAUGGAAGGAUAACAAAACACAACUGUGAAAGUUUGGCUUUUGAGUGUGGUGUUCCCCACUGUUCGUUUUAGUGGGCUGUGUUGCCAUUCAGAGUUGCCUUUGAAAGUAGCACUACUAAUUUCUUGGAUAUAAAAACAUCAGGUGGAGGUCAUUUGCUGCCUGCCAGCAGCAGUCAGUAGAUGUGCUUCAGUAGAUCCUGCAGCAGAAAAAUGCUCUGAGGUUGCCCUUUAUGUGGGGUGAUACCUGUUUAUGCUGGGGGGGGAGAAAGCAAGUUACAUAAAAGGGAGGUUUAGUCCUCUGAAAGGCAGAGGACUAAGUUGUUACAAAUUCUUCACCAAGAAACCAUAAGAAGUUUUAUUAUAUUGUUACAUGUAGUUUUCCAGGCCUUCUCGAUGAGAGAAGUGUUGAUGUACUGAGAUGAUAUUAGUGAUAAAUCCCCAGAAUAUUGUGUGUUCUUGCAUGUACUGGCUUCUUGCAACCCUCCAGACAGCACUGCAUCUCUCACAAGAUGCUGUCUUCAAAAGUUGCCCUUGGUUUUGAUGCAUUUUUAUCUUACAUACGUGUUCAUGUGCCAGUGGAUGUGAGAGGAAUCCUCAGGCACUGCUAUUCCAUGUAGAAAACUUAACUUGACAUUGAUUGAAGUACUUAACGGUCAUGGCUGAUAAAAUUUAUACUGUGAGAGACAUAAACUGAUCUCAUUUAAACCACUAACACUCAGUUUAUAAUGAGUAGUUAAAGCAUGCAUAUCUUAAGGGGUUUAAAACUGCCUGUGGGUAUUGGAGUAUCACUUCAACCAUCAGUUGUGGACUGCAGAUUGUAGGAGUAAGUGUAUGUGUAUGUAGCAGAUGGGUAGAAUUGCAGUAUUUCCCAGGACUAAUAAAGGUACUGUUAAAGAAA
Messenger RNA from Pezoporus occidentalis (night parrot), 4177 nucleotides. RefSeq names its product RNA binding motif protein X-linked (gene RBMX). The record is from RefSeq and is a predicted model, not a curated record. Gene Ontology annotation, molecular function: RNA binding. Gene Ontology annotation, cellular component: spliceosomal complex. The transcript has 10 exons. Bases 73 to 1314 code for a protein of 413 amino acids. Gene Ontology annotation, biological process: positive regulation of mRNA splicing, via spliceosome. Lineage: Eukaryota; Metazoa; Chordata; Aves; Psittaciformes; Psittacidae.